Plodia interpunctella (Indianmeal moth) is the source of this 2094-nucleotide messenger RNA. RefSeq names its product lachesin-like. Gene Ontology annotation, cellular component: neuron projection. NCBI's taxonomy places the organism in Eukaryota, Metazoa, Arthropoda, Insecta, Lepidoptera, Pyralidae. The transcript has 11 exons. The coding region runs from base 121 to 1380 and encodes 419 amino acids. The record is from RefSeq and is a predicted model, not a curated record.
CCCGCGGCAGUGCCUCCGCUCACCGCCCAGCGAUGGGACGUUCGCCCUCCACCUUCGCGACGACACGCGGAAAACCUCGACACCACAGGUGAACAAAACAUCGAAUGUGACCUGGACAAAAUGACUCUUUUUAUAUAUUUAUACAGUGUGAUAUCUGUGCUACUGACCCGAUGCAGCACCACAGGUCGGGAGUUGCCGAGCGGACAGAAUGUAGUUUCAGUGGCGCCUAUUGAAGUUCCUGACGAAUCGAUGUACCCUCGGUUUGCGGAGCCGAUACCCAACGCCACAGUCACAAUCGGCAGGGACGCGUUGUUAGCCUGCGUGGUGGACAAUUUGAGAGGGUUCAAGGUAGCAUGGGUCCGGAUGGACACGCAGACGAUCCUGAGCAUCCACCACAAUAUAAUCACGCAGAACCCUCGCAUCAGCCUGUCGUUCAACGACCACCGCUCCUGGUACCUGCACAUCAAGAACGUGCAGGAGGUGGAUCGCGGCUGGUACAUGUGCCAGGUCAACACUGAUCCUAUGAGGUCUAGGAAAGGAUAUCUACAAGUUAUAGUGCCACCAUCAAUCAUCGACAACAUGACGUCUACGGAUAUGGUGGUGCGUGAAGGCUCCGACGUGACCUUGCAGUGUCGGGCUACGGGUUACCCCGAGCCCUACGUCAUAUGGCGAAGGGAGGACGGACAGGAUUUUAAUUACAAUGGAUUAUCAGUGAGCGUGGUAGACGGGGAAGUACUCACAAUAACGAAGGUGUCCCGACUACACAUGGGAGCGUACCUAUGUAUCGCGUCGAAUGGCGUCCCGCCGUCAAUUAGUAAGCGGAUCAUGCUUAUGGUGCAAUUUCCACCAAUGCUGUCAAUACCAAACCAGCUGGAGGGCGCUUACAUAGGCCAGGACGUGACGCUGGAAUGUCACACGGAGGCGUUCCCUUCUUCCAUCAACUACUGGACCACCGACCGAGGGGACAUGAUUAUCUCCGGUGGCAAGUACGAAGCGUUCCCAAUGGACAGCGGGUACAACAAGUUUAUGAUGCUCAAGAUAAGGAACAUAACGAAGGAGGACUUCGGCUUUUACAAGUGCAUCGCGAAGAAUUCCCUCGGAGAGACGGACGGGAUCAUCAAGUUGGAUGAAAUCCCCGCGCCUCCUUCGGCUUUUACGACUUCACCGAAACCUUUGGACAAUGAAACCAUUAAGAAAAAAGAUACUAACCGAGAUCAGAGGAACGACGCAAUCAGCUCGAACUUCCACGGAGGAUUCGUGCAUAGUUUGGGAUUUGAUUUCGGCGAAAGUGAUUCGGCAUAUCGAAGCAAGGAAUCUGUUCUACCUUGCGUUUUAAUUUUACAUUUAGUUAUAUUAUUAAAACACAUUUUCUAUUCCUGAUAAACACAAUUAAUUCGUCUAAAGUACAUAAUGAUUUAAUUUUACUGAAUCUUUUUAUAUUACAUGGACUGGACAAUAACAUUUCUUUUUAUGAAUUUGUGACAGCAACCUACAAUAGUAUCUUUUAGCUUUGAGUACUAAAUCAAAUUAUUUGUUUAAGACUUCAGAAGUAAACAUUUUAAUGUCAGUAAAAUAAAUUCAAACAAAUUUGAUUUUAUUUCCUUUCAUCUUUAUACGAGUCAAGAUAUUUACUUUUAUGUUUUAGGAAUGCCUAAUGAUUUGUUUGUUAAGUAGGUAUAUGUUUAGUUUAGUGAUAUGACAUGAACAUCAUUUCGGUAGGUACAUUACCUACACAACUUUUCUACUACAUCGAUUUUGUAUAAAGACGCCUAAUUAGAUAUUAAUAUAUGGUGACUUGUCCACUUUGAAACUUGGUAGAAACUUUCCAAUCAAAUGAUUUAGAUUUGAUGUAUACGGUAAUGAAGUGUAAUUAUACGUAAUCUACUCUGCUUUAGUAGAUAAUGUGAAUAUUAUGUUCGACAAAAGCAAAAGGCAAUUAUGUACAUUUUUUAUUGAUAUUUAAUAUUAGCCAACAUUGAAAUUUCAACUAAUAGGUAUAAUAUGACAUUUCAUAAUUUACUCAACUCAACUGCUACAAAUGGGACUGCCAAAUAAAUGUGUAAAUUAAAAAUAAAAUUAAUGCUUAAAAAAAAA